This is a messenger RNA of Microsporum canis CBS 113480, 399 nucleotides long. RefSeq lists its product as uncharacterized. The record is from RefSeq and is a predicted model, not a curated record. The transcript is spliced from 2 exons. Lineage: Eukaryota; Fungi; Ascomycota; Eurotiomycetes; Onygenales; Arthrodermataceae. Bases 1 to 399 code for a protein of 132 amino acids.
AUGUCUCGCACUCGAGUUAUCGCAUGUGAGUUAAGGCCAUCCUCUGACCCCCAUGACUCCACGACGUUAGACUCUCGUCAGAACUGCCUUCUUGUUGAACAAAAGAAAGAUGGUGUCGUGAUAGCUGUCAAGCGAAUAUCCAAGAAGUCGACCUUAAAUAUCGUCAUCGCCAUCUUUUCUCCUGACAAAUCGCGAUCCUUCAUAAUAGUUCCGUGGCUAGCUUGGUGGAUUAAAGUAGAGCAAGGGUGGAUCACAGGGAGGGCUAAGGUGAGGGAGCCCCUUGUUUUACCAUGUCUUGUCUGGAUGUCUCGUGUGGACAUGGUUAUUGUACACAGGGUCAGGGGUGUCCCUGGGGACCGGAACAUGAAAUAUUUCGACGCCGAUGGUGGACGUUUAUGA